AUGGCUAAACCUGCACUAGGAGACCCACGUCUGGAGACUUGGAUUACUGAAAAUCAUAAAGUCAAGAGCUGGCUUAUUGAUUCAAUGAGUCCGCCAUUGAUGCAGCGAUUUAUUCGCCUUUCCACAGCAAAGGAGAUAUGGGAGGCGGUGGCUCGAACAUUCAGACGAAACUUGCCUGAUAUUGAUCACAGAACCAUGUCUCAAGAGGGAACAGUUGAAGGAGUUGUUCAGCUGCAUUUAGCCAUGGCUAGACUUCGAGUUCAUAUAUUUCUCAGUGGACUCGAUUCUGAAUAUACACAGGUGCGUGGAGAAAUUUUGCGAAAAGACCCAAAACUUGAUCUUGAGAGUGCUUAUGCCUAUGUUCGAAGGGAAUAUCAGCAGAGACAAACUAUGGGAGGCACUAACCUGAUCUCAGAAAAUUCAGCCAUGUUAGCAAAUCGAACCCGCCAAGGAUAUCCAGGGGGUCCAUCAAAAAGCUACCUCGAACGGUGGGAUUUUAUGAAGAAACCUCGAAAAAACAUUGCUGGGAAAGUUAUGACAGUAUCCACUACAGAGGAAUCAAUGCAACCCACAGCAAAUACUACAAAUGUUGUCCAUCCAGGUAUGCUAAGUAAUGCUUCCCAUGUCACUUCUAAGAAUAGUAUAUGGAUUAUUGAUAUAGGUAUUUCUACAGCCAACGGGAGUAUCUCUCCUAUUACUGGGGAGGGACCUGUCAUUUUAUCUGAUACUCUUACAUUAGACAAUGUACUUGUAGUUCCCUCUCUUGAAUAUAAUCUCCUCUCCAUUAGCAGGAUCACUUCUAGCUUGUCUUGCACCGUAACAUUUUGGCCUUAUUUUUUUGUCUUUCAGGACAUUCUAACUCGGAAGAUUCUUGGUUUUGGUCCUGCGAAAAUUCAAUCUUUUUCUAAAGCUCGAUAUUUUGUUACUUUUAUUGAUGAAUGUACUCGAAUGACUUGGGUAUCUCUCCUUCGAAAUAAAAAUGAUGUGCGCAUGGUUUCUCAAGAAUUUUAUAGUAUGGCUAAAACUCAAUACCAAAGACAGAUUUGUACUUUACAAUCAGAUCAUGGUACAAAAUUUGUGGAUGCUAUUUUAGUGAAAUCAGCGGCGUAUUUGAUUAAUCGAACACCAUCUCGCGUGAUAGAUUUUCAAACUCCUCAACAAAAGAUGGAAUCGUUACUUUCUGUUCCUCAUCUUCCAAACCUUGAACCAUGCAUCUUUGGGUGUUAUGAUCCCCUUACUCAGAAGAUAUAUGUUAGCUUGGAUGUUUCUUUUCGUGAGUUUGAACCAUACUAUUCAUGCAGACCUUCUGGGUCUUCUCUUCAGGGGGAGGUUUUUAGUGAAGAGAACUUAUCUCAGAAAUACGAUGAAAAUGAACUGUUUGAAGUGGAAGAUUUCUCCUCUAGUGGAGCGAUACCUAGUGCUGUAGUACCUAGUGGUCAAGGUCAUGAAAACGAUAAGUUGUCUGCAACAGAGGAUGUAGAACCCAUCAAUUCUACUUCCAACAAUCUGAUUUGUGAUAGUGAUCAGAACCCCCUGAAUUCAUUUGUUGAGUUGCCCAUAUCUACACCAUUAACUGAAGAAUCAACCCAGAAUGUUCCUUCCCAGGAUGCUUUGGCAGAUUCAAAGUGGACCAUGGCAAUGAAUGAGGAAAUGGAGGCUCUUCAGAAAAACAAUACUUGGGAACUCUGCUCGUUACCUGAAGGGAAGAAAACAAUUUGA
This is a messenger RNA of Olea europaea var. sylvestris, 1719 nucleotides long. RefSeq lists its product as uncharacterized. Bases 1 to 1719 code for a protein of 572 amino acids. Gene Ontology annotation, molecular function: nucleic acid binding. The record is from RefSeq and is a predicted model, not a curated record. The transcript is spliced from 8 exons. Lineage: Eukaryota; Viridiplantae; Streptophyta; Magnoliopsida; Lamiales; Oleaceae.